AUGUCGUCUAGUGGCACCAUAAGUAACUAUUAUGUCGAUUCUCUCAUAGGCCAUGAAAGCGAAGAAGUUUACGGGAGUAGAUUCGUCCAGGGAGGUCACAGUGCGACCUCCAGGCCAUCAGGUGUUGCAGAGAGUUCAGAUUUUUCCUCCUGUAGCUUUGCGCCAAAAUCCACCGUGUUCUCCACCUCCUGGUCCACGGUUCACCCUCAGCCGUCUGCGGCAAUGACCGGGAUCUACCACCCCUACAUGCACCAGCCCCACUUAGGGGCCGGCGACACCGGCCGCUACGUGCGCUCCUGGAUAGAGCCCUUCCCGGGAUUCCCGGGCGGCGGCGGCAGCGGCGGCGGCGGAGGCAGCUCCGCGUCCAGCUCCGGCUCCUCCAACGGGCGCCACUACGGGAUAAAGCCUGAGACGGGAGCAGCCGCCUCCUCGUCUUCCUCCUCCUCCUCCUCCUCCUCCAAAAGGACUGAGUGCUCCUCGUCCCGGGAAUCCCAAGGGAUCGCUGUGCCCGAGUACACGUGCAGCUCCUUCCUGCAGGAGCCCCGGGAGAAGGCGGCUGCCGGCAGCUCCAAGGACCCCGCCGCCUGCAGCCACAACCCCAGCCCGAGCAGCGAUCUGAAGGAGGAGAAGCAGCAGCAACUUGACCCAAAUAACCCUGCAGCAAACUGGAUCCACGCUCGUUCAACGAGGAAAAAGCGUUGCCCCUAUACAAAGUAUCAAACUCUGGAACUGGAAAAGGAAUUCCUCUUUAACAUGUACCUCACCCGAGACCGUCGUUACGAAGUAGCUAGGAUUUUAAAUCUCACAGAGAGACAGGUCAAAAUCUGGUUUCAGAACAGAAGAAUGAAAAUGAAAAAGAUGAACAAGGAGAAAGGCAGUAAAGGAGACUAA
Messenger RNA from Nothoprocta perdicaria, 891 nucleotides. It is a transcript of the gene HOXD9, whose product is annotated as homeobox D9. Gene Ontology annotation, cellular component: nucleus. Bases 1 to 891 code for a protein of 296 amino acids. Lineage: Eukaryota; Metazoa; Chordata; Aves; Tinamiformes; Tinamidae. The transcript is spliced from 2 exons. Gene Ontology annotation, molecular function: RNA polymerase II cis-regulatory region sequence-specific DNA binding; DNA-binding transcription factor activity, RNA polymerase II-specific. The record is from RefSeq and is a predicted model, not a curated record. Gene Ontology annotation, biological process: DNA-templated transcription; proximal/distal pattern formation; embryonic skeletal system morphogenesis.